GCAGGAAGGAAGAUGCAGAGGCUGAGCAGAGGUACCUGGAUGAGCUUGGUUCUGUGGAUUGUUGUACUCUGUGGCAGCGGUGUGUGUGCUGGAAAACGGUACGCUGCUGCUGAUGAAGGGGACUCUGGGUCAAAAAGUGUUUUCAGGGCAAGGUGUGUGUCCCGCUGCCUGAGCCUGCACAGCAUGGCUGCACCCCUUAUUCUCUUGAAGGGUAAUGGAUCGCUGGGUUGGUGCCAUGGUAACAAACAGUGCUCCCAGUGUCUGAAGCCAUGCGUGCAUGACUGGAAGAUGAAGAAGAGAAGUGACUGCAGAGAACUUUGUGAGCAGGUGCUUCAGAGGAAGCAGUGGGAGUGUGUGGCCAGCUGUCACUUCCUUCACUCAGUCCUGGCAGCGAAGCAGGGCAGCUGUCCACCACCAGAGGGAGCCAGUGGGUUUGCAGCCGCGUGCAUAGCAGGUUGUGACCAUGACAAGCAAUGCUCUAUGCAGAAGAAGUGCUGCUUCAAUGGUUGUGGACACACCUGCCAGCCUCCCAAAGACCUAUACAAGGGUGUUCCUCUGAAACCAAAGAAGGACCUGAGCUUUGAGGAAUCUCCCUCCGGGCACCUGACCGUCAGCUGGUCGUCCCGUUUGAACGCCUCCUCCGAGCCAGUGGUCUACAUUCUGCAGAGGAGGUGGAACUUUGGCAUCCAGCCCGGUGAGGACACCGCCACCCCCUGGGAGGAAGAGACUCAGACCACAGAGUUGGGGGCGAGUCUGUCUGACAGCCGGCCUGGUCGUUGGUAUCAGUUCAGAGUGGCGGCUGUAAACCUCCAUGGGACCAGAGGUUUCACCACUCCGAGCAAACACAUCCGCACUAACAGAGACCCCUCCAGUCCGCCGGCCCCGUCUGAGCUGAGAGUUGCCGACAUGAACUUUGGCCCUGGCAGACUCGUGAGAGCAAGGAUCAUCUGGGACAUUCCGACAGACCUGGACGUUCCCGUCCACCACUACAAGGUCAGCUGGAGCUGGACAGCAGCUGGACACUCAUCCGUGACCAAGAGGAGGAAGACAGUCAGAGAGAACCAGGUGGAGCUGAGCAGCAUGAGGUCCAACAGGAAGUACAGUGUGGAGGUCCAAGGUGUGUCCCACUGGGGACAAACAGAGCUCAAAGGUCCUCCAGCUGUUCUCCAUUUCAUCACCCAGAGGACUUUCAGUCCCGCACCACCACAUCCUGCAGGCGGCAUUCUAGACGUUGGGACUCCGUUCUACCAGGACGGUCAGCUACGUGUUCAUGUGUACUGGCAGACCAGUUCAGAUUCUUCAGUUGAAUUCUACAGACUUCGCUGGGGACCUGAGAGCUGCACACACAACCUUACCAAACCCACAGAGAAGACCAGAACAAGAAAGAACUUUGUCAGUCUGCAAGGCCUGCUCUUCUCCUGUAAGUACAAAGUCGUUCUGCAGCCAGUCAGCUCAAAGAGUCGUCCUCCAGCAGCAAGCUCCAGUUUCUUCACUCCUUCCUGUUCCGGCAUCCAGGCUAAGAGCCCCAAACCCAUCCACUGUGCUGGAGAGACGGCUGAGCCACCGGAGUUCAUCCGCAUGAAGGUUGUCAACCUGACAGCGUCGUUUCAAGCUCACCGUGACAACGUGUCGGCCAUCUUUAGCUGGGAUUUGGCCGUGACUCUUUCCAACCAGCAGCUGCUUGGUUACCAGGCAACAUGGAUGGAGGUUGUUUCGCCCAAACGCCACAGCAACAGGAAGUCGCCUCACAGCCUGAUCUCUCAGUCUCAGAUCUUACCUCCGGACAGUAAUGUUCUGAUUGUAUCGGGCUUGCAGCCUGCCAGUGUGUACCGCCUGGAGGUUCGGGUCAUCUCGGCCGAGGGCGAAGGCCCUGCAACCAGCCGCACCUUUCAGACUCCUGGGCACCAGAGCAUUGCAAAGCAAAGUGAGAGCUCACACUGAUCGUCUGAAUACGCUUUGAAACAUUCCUCAAUGUGCUUCUUCCUUUCUUUAUUAUAAACUUUCUGCACUGCUCCAGUUAUGGCUAUUUAUUUUUGUCAGUGUUUCCUUAGUGGACUUUAUAUUUUCAGUCUAAAAAAAAGCUAAAAAAUAUAUGGAAAUAGCUUACAAUAAAAAGUCAUUUCUAAAGUAAAUACACUUAUUUUUGUGUGUAUGCACUGCUCUUCCUGAAAGCCUGAGCUGCUGUUUCAACUCUUAUUCUGAAAAUUUCCUCAGUUCCUGCUCAGGAACUGAGGUCAUGCAGUCCAGCCUGCAUGACCUCAACCUCCUGAUGUAGCAGCAGUGAAGACCUGACUGAGUUAAGAAGGAGGGUUUCAGGAUUCAACAGAGUUGUGGGGUAUUUUAAAGUUUCAUGGGGGUUCAACCUUCAGCUCAAAAACUGGUUCCUUACAUUUACAUAAUGAGACACAGAAUGAAGUCUGAAAAUCAGAAACUUCGAAAGUUUUAAACAAAAAUGUCAGACUUCUGGAAAAUGCGUUAAUUAUUUAUUUAUUACAUUCAAUACUUAGUUGGAUCUCCUUUUGCACAAAUUGCUGCAUAAAUUCAGCUGAGCAUGGAGCAGAUCAGCCUGUGAUCUGCUGAGGUAUUCUGGUGGAUUUUUAUUCUUCCAUAAUCACCAAAAUUACAAGAAAUAAAAGCCUGCAAAAUAUAUCGAGAAUAAUGAAUUUAUGUUUCUUUUAUAGAUUUAUUGCUCUGAGUCACAAAAAUAUUAAACUGCUACACAAUAUUGUGAUUUUUUUUUUAAUACACUUGUAAAUGUGUUCAGAAUGUGAUCUUGGACCUAACGUUUAAGAAAUAAUUCAGGAACCAUGAUGUGACGCUAAAACGUCAAUUUCAAGCAAAUUCUGUUUCUGACGUUUUGAUGACGUCAGAAAACUGGCUGCAGCAGCCAGCGUGUGUGUCUGCGUAUGCAUGCUGUACGUUUUCAUGAAUUGUAGUUUUGAAGCAAAUGUCCCUCUGUUGUACAAUCCAGGAAGCCAUCUGUAGAUCAUGCAUGAAAAGUCUGUUCAUGUCCUUGGCAAAUAUCUCAAACAUUUAGAAUGCAUACGGCCGUUGUGCCUCCUAGAAAACAUAUAGCCUGUAUGAAAAUGCUGCUUUUUCCAUCAGAAAUCAAUUUUAUGCACCAAUAUAAAUCUGUUUUGCAUGUGUUUAAAAAUUAGUAAAUGUUUUAAUACUGUUGAAAAUGUCGUGUAUCAAACAGUUGUCUCAUUCUUUGACAAAGAGGAUGUCAGUGAAAAUGUGGGAUUAAAAACGCAGAUAACAUAAAAGGUAUUUUUAUUCCUAAUUCAGUACACAGCUAAUAAGACUCA
This is a messenger RNA of Poeciliopsis prolifica (blackstripe livebearer), 3308 nucleotides long. RefSeq names its product anosmin-1-like. Gene Ontology annotation, biological process: neuron differentiation. The record is from RefSeq and is a predicted model, not a curated record. Lineage: Eukaryota; Metazoa; Chordata; Actinopteri; Cyprinodontiformes; Poeciliidae. Gene Ontology annotation, cellular component: extracellular region; cell surface. The coding region runs from base 13 to 1941 and encodes 642 amino acids. Gene Ontology annotation, molecular function: protein binding; peptidase inhibitor activity. The transcript is spliced from 13 exons.